Messenger RNA from Manihot esculenta (cassava), 2189 nucleotides. RefSeq names its product sugar transport protein 8. The record is from RefSeq and is a predicted model, not a curated record. NCBI's taxonomy places the organism in Eukaryota, Viridiplantae, Streptophyta, Magnoliopsida, Malpighiales, Euphorbiaceae. The coding region runs from base 422 to 2053 and encodes 543 amino acids. Gene Ontology annotation, cellular component: membrane. Gene Ontology annotation, biological process: monosaccharide transmembrane transport. Gene Ontology annotation, molecular function: monosaccharide transmembrane transporter activity. The transcript is spliced from 3 exons.
AGAAGCCAGAUGAGACUACAACUAUUUGUCCAAAUUAAGGAGAUACAGCCGGGAAUCUAUAACCUUUAUCUGUAAUGACAAUCUUAUCAACUAGUAUGAUUCCCUUGGUGUCAAAAUCCAGACAUGUUUACCUAAUUUUAAGAUCGAAGAAGUUACAAAAAGGAGAAGUUACAGUCAACUGGCUCUCCUAAGCAUACGGGAUGUCUAGUAUUGUUCCAAUCUUCAGUUAUUACAUGUCCUGUCUUUGAGUUUCUAAUUUUGACAGUUCUUGCAUUGUAUAUAAGCUCAUUAUUUUACGAGCAUUUUAGCAAAUACCCAGCACUUGCUUGCUUUGUUUAUCGCUUGCCUAAUCCUCGCUUAGUUUUAGUCAUCUCCUUCUGAAAAAGGUUUCUGGGGUUAACUGUUCUUUAGAGAAGCAAACAUGCCAGCCGUUGUAAUUGCUUCUGAUGGUGAUAUGCCGGAGUUCGAAGGCAAGAUAACAUUUACGGUAAUCGUAUGUGUGAUGAUUGCAGCUUGUGGAGGUCUCAUGUUUGGCUAUGAUAUUGGAGUUUCAGGUAAUACACUUUUUUUUCCCCUUCAGUACGCAUCUGUUUGCAUGCGAACAAUCAAUGGUUGUUUUUGUUAUGUGGAAUUUGCAGGUGGGGUUACAGCCAUGGAUGACUUCUUGGAAAAAUUCUUUCCUGCUGUUUAUGAAAGAAAGAAACAUGCCCACGAAAACAACUACUGCAAAUACGAUAAUCAAUUUCUCCAAUUGUUCACAUCUUCCUUGUAUAUUGCGGCUCUAAUAGCCAGCUUUUUCGCUUCAAGAACUUGCACAAAAUAUGGCAGGAAGCCAACCAUGCAGCUUGCUUCUAUUUUCUUCGUAAUUGGAGUUGCUCUAAGUGCCUUGGGAGUCAACAUCGAAAUGGUAAUCAUUGGGAGAGUUUUUCUCGGCUUGGGAGUUGGAUUUGCCAAUCAAGCAGUUCCUCUGUUUCUAUCAGAGCUAGCUCCUGUCAAGAUCCGAGGAGCACUAAACAUUUGCUUCCAACUCUUUGUAACAAUUGGAAUCUUGAUUGCCAAUGUGGUUAACUACUUCACUGGAAAAAUCCAUCCACAUGGUUUUAGAAUUUCUCUUGGACUUGCAGGCCUACCAGCUUUAAUGCUAGGACUAGGUUCAUUAGUUAUCGUGGAGACUCCAACGAGUCUUGUGGAGCGCAAUAAACCAGAAGAGGGUAGGGCAGUGCUUAAGAAGAUCAGAGGCGCAGACAAUGUUGAUCUUGAAUUUGAUUCCAUAGUGCAUGCCUGUGAGAUUGCUAGGCAAGUAACCGACCCAUAUCGUAGACUCAUGAAGAGGCCAAGCAGGCCACCACUAGUGAUAGCCAUCUUGCUACAAAUAUUCCAGCAAUUCACAGGGAUCAAUGCCAUUAUGUUCUAUGCACCUGUUCUCUUCCAGACUGUAGGAUUUGGAGAUGACGCUUCUUUGCUUUCAUCUGUUAUAACUGGCAGUGUCAAUGUUCUAUGCACUAUGGUUUCAGUCGUCGCUGUAGAUAGAGCUGGCAGGAGGAUUCUGCUGCUUGAAUCUUGUGUGCAAAUGCUCGUUACCCAGACUAUCAUUGGAAUUAUCCUGAUGAAGGAUUUGAAAGCUACCGGCGAUCUACCAAGUGGAGAAGCUUUAAUUGUGGUGGUCAUGGUGUGUGUAUUCGUUGGUGGGUUUGCAUGGUCAUGGGGGCCUCUAGGUUGGUUAAUUCCAAGCGAGACUUUCCCUCUUGAAACAAGAACAGCUGGGUACUCUUUCGCUGUGAGCUCUAACAUGCUCUGCACCUUCAUCAUCGCACAAGCUUUCUUGUCGAUGUUGUGCAAAAUGCAAGCAGGGAUCUUCUUCUUCUUUGCAGCUUGGAUCAUUGUAAUGAUGUUGUUCGCCUUCUUUUUCAUCCCGGAGACAAAGGGCGUCCCUGUAGAUGUCAUGGUUGAUAAAGUAUGGAAGCAACAUUGGUUCUGGCGUAGAUUUUUUGAUGAAGAGGGAGAUGAACACGUCAAGGAACAGCCUGACCUCAUUCCUCCAUACAUGACAUGAACAUAAAUCAAAUGGAAAUCAACCAUCCACAGUAGAGAGACCAGAACCGUUCUGAAUUCAGAAUUACGUCAAUUAUGAAUGCCAUUGUACCGCGGUUCCAGCUUUUAAGGGGAGUUUUAGAAUAUAAUCCUGUAAU